ACGGGCUAUGGAAAUUUAAUAACGAAGAGUUUGGUAGCAGGUUCCGUUUCUUGACUUGUAAUUGAAUGGUUCUUCUGUUUCUGAAUUUUGAUUUGCAAACACAGAGAUCGCUUCUUCAAAACCCCAACACAGAGAGGGAAUUGAAUUGAUGCAGUUGUUGUGCUGAGCAUAGGCACUCAUGUGCAACUGCGUGUGCAAUUGCAAUUGCAAUGCAGAAAUCACGUGAAGCUCUUCUCCAAAGAAGAAGAAGAACAACAACAUCAACCCACGCUAAAACUGCCUCCGGGUGUGCAGUUUCCCUCUCUCUGCUUUUUCUGUUGUGGACUCUGAUCUUCCUCUUAAGCUUAUGGAUCAGUCGCGGCCAUGGUUACACCCCCAAUCCCACAGAUGGAUCUGAAGAAUACUCAGUUCCUUUACCGAAUUGGGAGGAAGAUAAGCUUGGACAGUGUAAGAGCUCUGAUUCUGCUGAGAAAGGUUUGGUCGAAGAAACCAUUGCAUACAUUGCCCCUGAGGCUUUACACUCUGAAGAUGCCCAGACCAAUGGUUUUGUUACCGAGUCACUCCCCAAUGAAGAAACGCGUGAUUAUGCUGAACAUGGUACUUGUAAUAAGCAAGAUUGUGAUACUCCUAUUACCGAGGUACACGAAGUUGAAAGUGGUAAUUCUUCGGCCAGACUCGAAGAUCAUGUGCAAAAAUCUGAUCAUUUAUCUUGGACUGUGCCUCUUGGUCUUGAUGAAUUUAAGAGCAGAGCAAUUAGUUCAAAAAUUAAAUCUGGCACUGGUUCAUCUGGAAGUGUAAUGCAUAGAGUGGAGCCUGGUGGUGAAGAAUACAAUUAUGCUUCAGCAUCAAAGGGAGCAAAAGUUUUAGGUUCUAACAAAGAAUCCAAAGGUGCAUCUAAUAUCUUAAGCAGAGACAAAGAUAAGUAUCUACGAAAUCCAUGUUCUGUUGAACAGAAAUUUGUCAUUAUAGAACUUUCCGAAGAAACCUUAGUAGAUACUAUAGAAAUAGCUAACUUUGAGCACCAUUCUUCAAAUUUAAAAGCUUUUGAACUUCUUGGCAGUAUGAGCUUUCCAACAGAUGGUUGGGUUUUCCUUGGGAAUUUCACUGCCUCAAAUGUGAGGCAUACUCAAAGGUUUGUUCUUCAGGAACCAAAAUGGGUGAGAUAUUUAAAGCUGAAUCUUCAAAGUCACUAUGGUUCUGAAUUUUAUUGCACGCUUAGUGUGGUUGAAGUUUAUGGUGUGGAUGCUGUUGAGAGGAUGCUGGAGGAUUUGAUAAAUACUCAAGAUAAUAUGUUCGCUCCCGGGGAUGGUAAUACUGACAAAAGGACAGUAUCACCCCAGCAUUCUAAUCCUUCAGAGACUGAAGAUGUUCAUAAAAAUAAUUUUGGAGGGAUUAAUUCUGAUCAUGCUUCAGAUAUCUCUUCUUCAAAUCAUGAGAAAGUAAACACCAUCAUUCCUGAUCCAGUUGAAGAAACCCGUCAACAAGUUGGCAGGAUGCCUGGGGAUACUGUUCUCAAGAUUCUGAUGCAGAAAGUUCGAACUCUAGACUUAAAUUUGUUUGUUCUGGAGCAGUAUAUGGAUGACUUAAAUUCUAGAUAUGUCAAUAUUUUCAAGGAGUACAGCAAAGACAUGGGAGGAAAAGAUAUACAUAUACAGAAUAUCAAAGAAGACAUUAAGAAUCUCAUUGAGCAGCAGGAUGCUAUCACAAAAGAUGCUCGUAAUCUCAAAUUCUGGAAGGCUCAUAUUUCCAUGCAGUUGGAUAAUCUAGUCAGGGACAAUGCUGCUUUAAGGUCCGAGGUGGAUGAAGUCCGGAGGAAGCAAGCAUCUUUAGAAAACAAGAGUGCGGCAGUGUUUUUCGUGUGUUGUAUUUUUUCAUUGCUAGUUAUAUUUCGGCUUUCUCUGGAUAUGGCUACUACUGUCUAUAGAGUACUAAGUGUUAAUACAACAGAUUACUCUGCAAAAUUUUGUGCCAUUAGCUCUCCGUGGUUUCUCCUAUUUUUGAAUUGUAUCAUUAUUAUUUUUAUAUUAAUUUUGUGAUAGUCCAAUUUUUAAA
Molecule: messenger RNA, 2052 nt
Organism: Vigna unguiculata (cowpea)
Lineage: Eukaryota; Viridiplantae; Streptophyta; Magnoliopsida; Fabales; Fabaceae
Product: SUN domain-containing protein 4-like
Biological process (GO): protein folding in endoplasmic reticulum
Cellular component (GO): cytoplasm; membrane
Source: RefSeq, a predicted model, not a curated record